This is a messenger RNA of Linum tenue, 3984 nucleotides long. NCBI's taxonomy places the organism in Eukaryota, Viridiplantae, Streptophyta, Magnoliopsida, Malpighiales, Linaceae. The record is from the annotation of a GenBank genome assembly.
GUACGCUUUUGAUUGAGUGCAUGAAAGAGAAGGGUUAACUUCUCAUCUCAAAAUACAAGAAAAAGUUAUCCCAAAAGGAGGAAAAAGAGAUUGAACAAGAAACCUCCACAGCGCUGCCAUGAAAAUUCGGUCACAGGGACGGGAGCAGAGACAGAGGCAGAGAGCGGCUGAUGUCAGCGACAGCACGACAGCCACGUGUCGGCUCAUCCUGCUCUCUUGGUCCUGACGUACACGUGUCAGGGAGUGGCCUUCUGUUCCCAAGCAAUGAAGGCUUCUUCACCUAAGAACCAGAAGGACCAAAACAUCCCCGCCCACCAGUACCAAGAAGUGUGGUAAAUCAAUAUGGCUUAGAAUCAUUGGGACAACAAAAGGAUACAUUUGGUGAUCAGGAAAAGGGGAAUCUUAGAGAGUUGAAUAUGGCAACUGAGAGCCCUGUGAGAAUGGUGGAGGGAUGUGGAGCUAGAAAGUGGUCAUCGUCAAAGGAUGCUGCUAUUUAUGGAUCGCCUUUAAAGUCUUUGGCUGCAGAAGAAUUGGGAUUGCUUCUCAAAGGGCAUAGGAUCCAUGGUGAUCAAACUGAAAGUGUUCCCAGUCGAAGUGGUAGUGCACCACCAAGUAUGGAAGGGUCAUUUGCAGCUAUAGGGAAUCUCUUAGCUCAACAGAACCUGAGCAUGACCUCUAGCUUGGAAAGUUUACACAAUGCUAUCGAGAAUUGCGAGUCUGAAGAACAACUGCGCUCUGAUCCUGCUUACUUUGCUUACUAUUGUUCUAAUGUCAACUUGAAUCCAAGACUUCCGCCGCCACUGUUAUCUCGAGAAAACCGGCGUUUGGUGCGCCAUAUUGGUGGUUUGGGCAGCAACUGGAGAGGUGCUUCAGUAGAUGACAGUGGCGAUGUCUCCUUACACUUAUCUGGAGGCUCCCUAUCGACUCAUAAGGAGGAGCCUGAAGAUGAAAGGUCACCCAGGGAAGCAUCUGAAAAUUCCUUGGACAAUGGCACUCUGCUUGUCUCGGAGCACAGUGCAUCUUUUGCAGCUGGUCGUCAUAAAAGUUUGGUUGAUCUGAUACAGGAAGACUUUCCUCGGACACCGUCCCCUGUGUAUAGUCAUACUCGAUCCCCAGGUCAUGGAACUGAUGAAGCUGUUGAACACGACGUAGAUGCAAAUACAGCGAAUGUCUCUUCUAUUAGUUUGUCGGAUGUACCCGAAAAAGAUGGCGGUUCUGAUGGAGCUUCUGAUGCAUAUGAAGUUGACCUUCAUGCCCUCAGUUUAUCAUCAGGCAAUGACACCCCAACAUCCUCUUUGCAAAGAAAUCCACCCAAGAAAAGGGAUGAAUUUGCGACAAAGGAAGUGAACCAGGUAGGUGAUUCGCCAAAUAUAGGUUCCAUUCAGUCUGGUGUUGUCAAAGUGGAAGCUAGGAUGAGAAACAGACAAGAAGAUCAUCAAUCUUAUGGUAGGAAUGCGUCUCAGCAGCAUCCAUCUGUUCACCGUGCCAUUCCUCACCAGGCUCAUGGGUUCCAAGCUCUCAUGGUUUCACAAGCUAUGAACCAUUCCCACAGUCCUGUUGAUAACUUAUCGCAUGGCCACCCUAAUUUCCCAUCUAUUGGCUUACAAUCAUCAGUCAACUCCUCUGUACUCAAUCCUCCUUUAUAUGCAAAUGCUGAUGCUUACAUGACUGCUGGGAAUCCUUUCUAUCCAAACUUCCAACCAUCUGGCUUGUACUCUCCGCAUUAUGGUAUGGGAGGGUAUGCACUGGGAUCAGCAUUCGUUCCCCCAUUUAUGACCAACUAUCCUUCUCAUGGUCCAAUUCCUAUUCCAUUCGGUGCUGCUUCGGCCCCAGGGACUGAUGGUAGGACUGUUGCACCCUUAGCUGGGGAAAGCAUUACACAUAUUGGUGGAUCGCAUCAUCCGGGGAAGUUUUAUGAACCUCAUGGAUUAAUGCUUCAACCACCCCUUGUAGAUCCACUUCAUAUGCAAUAUUUUCAACAUCAGUUUGGAGAUCCAUAUGGUGCUACUGUUCAGCAUGACCACCUGGCAUCAAGUGGAACUAGUGCUGCUCAACUUGAUACAUUUACUCCAAGGAAAGAUCAGUCUAUUCCUACAUAUUUUGGCGACAGAAAACUCCAGGCUCCAACUUAUGGAAAUUCAAGCAUUCCAAGCCCUGGAAAAGUAGGACUAAAUAAUAAUAGCUACUAUGGGGGGCCUGCAGGUAUGGGUGUAAUGACCCAAUUUCCUGCCUCGCCUCUUCCCAGUCCUGUUCUAUCUCCUUCAGUAGCAACAGUGAAUCAUUUUGGUCGACGGACCGACACAAGAUAUCCCCAGGCCUCUGGCAGAAAUUCAGGACUCUACUCUGGGGGCCAAGGCCAGAGGGGGAUUAAUAGUUUUGAUGACCAGAAAAGGCAUUACUUCCUUGAAGAGCUUAAAUCUAGCAAUGCACGCAAAUUUGAACUCUCUGAUAUAGCAGGCCAUAUUGUUGAAUUCAGUGUUGAUCAACAUGGUAGCCGAUUUAUCCAGCAAAAGCUAGAACAUUGCGGCGCUGAGGAAAAAAGUUCCGUCUUUAAGGAAGUGGUGCCUCAUGCUUCAAAGUUAAUGACUGAUGUCUUUGGGAACUAUGUCAUACAAAAGUUUUUCGAGCAUGGAAGUUCCGAACAGAGAAAAGAGCUUGCAGAUAAGCUUGCUGGACAGGUGUUGCAGUUGAGUCUUCAGAUGUAUGGUUGCCGUGUGAUACAGAAGGCCCUUGAGGUGAUCGAGCUUGACCAGAAAACCGAACUCGUGCAAGAGCUUGAUGGUCAUGUGAUGAGAUGCGUACGUGAUCAGAAUGGGAAUCAUGUCAUCCAGAAGUGCAUAGAAUGUCUUCCGUCGGAAAGUAUUGAGUUCAUUAUUUCUGCUUUUAGAGGCCAAGUUGCCACACUGUCCACCCAUCCUUACGGAUGUCGUGUCAUCCAGAGAGUUUUGGAACAUUGUUCAGAAGGACAGCAAAGUCAAUGUAUUGUGGACGAAAUUUUGGAAUCUGCUUUCCAUCUUGCUCAAGACCAAUAUGGCAACUAUGUAACCCAGCAUGUUCUGGAGAGGGGGGAGGCGCGUGAAAGGAGUGAAAUUAUCAGCAAGUUGACUGGGAAGGUGAUCCAGAUGAGUCAGCAUAAAUACGCGUCAAAUGUUGUGGAGAAGUGUCUCGAACACGGUGAUGUUGCUGAACGUGACCUCUUGAUAGAGGAGAUUAUAAGGAAACCUGAAGAUAGUGACAGCUUGCUGACAAUGAUGAAGGACCAAUUUGCAAAUUAUGUUAUCCAGAAGAUUCUCGAGAUUGGCAGCGAUCGGCAGAAGGAAGCACUGCUCAAUCACAUUAGCCUCCAUAUUAAUGCUCUGAAGAAAUACACGUACGGGAAGCACAUAGUUGCUCGGUAUGAGCAGCUCUGUGGCGAAGAGAGUGAAGCCCCCGAGCCUUGAAGUCGGUUACACACUGUGUUGGAGCGCGCGGUGUCGUGCUUGUGGCGAUAGCAGCCAAAGCCAGUUGAAGAAAUGUCGAAAGGCAUGAGGAAAGGAAGGGUAGAUGAAUUGAAUGGGUAUUGAUUCUUAUGCACACAAGAAUUGAUUGAAGCUGGGGAAACAAAGAAAAGAGGACUUGAUGUAUGUGGGGAAAAUGGGCCUUUGGUGAAAAAUUUGGAGACGGUGAAAGUAUAUAUUAGUAAUGUAGUGUUUGUGAUGGGUGUGGAAGUAAAAAAUAUGGUAACGUGUACAUGAAUGUAAUGUAUAGGAAGGAUGGAGGAAGGAAGAUUAUAUAUGUACACGGUGAUUGAUGAUAGGGAUAGUCUUGCACUGUUGAUCUUUGCAGCAGAAAUUGUGGAUCAGUGAGUGGAAUUCUUGUGUUUGGUUCUGCUUUCUGUCUUGGUUGGUCUUUGCUUUAUACAUCCUUCUGUUUUUUGGUAACUCAGAGAGGAAAAGCGAGACGGAUCUGUUUUCGAGAUUGGGUUGGUGUUCAGUUUAUCGGGCA